AUGCAUUCCAGCUUAGCCCACCCUCCGACUUCCCACCUGCAUGCAGACCCAGAGACCUACCUCGCCGUUCUCAAGGCCUCUUACGAAUAUGAGCCCCAGCCGGACUCGGAGGACGAGCUUCCCAUCAAGGAGGGCCAGGUGCUGCUCCUGCUAGAGCGCACCGACGAGGACUGGUGGAGAGUCAAGAUCAAGCCAGACUCGCAGGAUGAGGAUGGUCCAUCAGGAAUUGUGCCAAUGGCAUACGUGGAGGAGGCCGAACACACUCGCAUAGUCAAGGCAUUAUAUGACUACGAAGCCGCACAAAGCACAGAACUAAGCAUAUCUGAGAACGACGUACUGUACGUCUAUGGUGAAGACGAGGAGUGGAUCUUGGUGCGCAAGCAGUCCGACGAUAGCAAGGUUGGCUAUGUACCUGGGAACUAUGUUGACGAGGUCGGUGAGGAGUCUGCUGCCGCAGAGGUUCCAGCACCGGCAGCAGUGCCGCAGAUUGUCAUACCACCUUCGCCUGCUCGACCCGUAAGUACAUAUGUGGACCCCGCCGAUCGCGUAGCUGCAGCGCGGGCGCAUUCCGACGAUAUCAAGACAUGGGCUGUAUCGGAAGUGGAUAAGAAGGGGAAGAAGAAGAAAGGCACGCUAGGUGUUGGCAAUGGUUCUAUCUUCUUCGCUAGCGAAGCAGACAAGACCCCCGUACAGAAGUGGCAAAGCGCAGACAUUCAAGAUGUGCGGUUGGAGAAGACCAAGCACGUCCACAUCGACAUCGGCGGCGCCGAGCCCAUCAGCCUGCACUUCAACGCAGGCUCGAAGGACGUCGCCGAGGCAAUCACCGCCAAACUCGAGUCCUCACGCUCUGCGGCUACUGGCGCCGCUGGACCCUCGAGUCCGCCACCCGCGCCAGGACCAUCUCUAGCUUCGCCAGAGGAGCCGCCUCGACGCAGCAGCCCUGCGAAAGCUGUCCACUUCGACACCGAAGAGCCCGAGAUCAUCCCGCCACGCGAGCCGUCGAUCGACGGCGAAGAAGAGGAGGCAGCGCCGGAGGGCGAGCCCGCCGUGGUACUCUACGACUUCAAUGCAGAUGGCGAAGACGAGCUGUCCGUACAGGAGGGCGAGAGCUUGCUCGUGGUCGAGAAGGAUAGUGCCGAGUGGUGGAAGUGCCGAAACGUGCACGGGGCUGAGGGCGUCGUCCCUGCUCAGUAUGUCGAGCUGCUCAACCCCGGUGCAAGCCCAGCUAUUGCGGGGCUACACGAGGAAGAGGAUGCGGACGCCAUACGGGCUACGCAGGAGGCCGAGGAGCGGGCCGAGACUGAACGUAGCGCACGGGAAGACCGGCGUCGAGAAGAGGAGCGCGAGCGCCAGGAGAAAGAGGGCAAAGAGCGCGAGCGUAAGAGGGAGGCGGAGCAACGGGCGAAGGCCGCAGCCGUGGCCGCCGAGGCAGACAGGAAGCGUCGAGAGCGGGAGCGGCAGGAGCGUCAGCGGUUGGAGAGGAAGCGCAAGAAGGACCGCGACUCUGUUGACCAUGGCGAGUCGUCAAAGAGCAGGAAGUCGAGUGGCGAGCCGAGGCGGUCGAGCGACCGUACUUCAGAGGAUAAGGAUUUGCCUGAUCCCGCGAAGACGCGUACAUGGCACGAUCGGACGGGCCAGUUCCGGGUUGAUGCACAGUUCCUCGGCUUCUCAGGCGGGAAGCUGCGCCUGCACAAGAUCAACGGUGUUAUCAUCGAGGUACCGACGGACAAGAUGUCUGAGGAAGACCUCAAGUACGUAGAGAAGGUCACCAGAAAGGCGCGCGAACAAACCCGGCGCAAAAACGACGACGACGACGAACCACUCGAGAUCCGCAGACGAUCGCUUCAGCCGGAAGCGCGUACCACUUCGAAGAAGAAACCGACAGUCGAUUGGUUCGAGUUCUUCCUCAAUGCUGGGUGCGACGUCGACGACUGCACGCGUUACGCGUCCUCAUUUGAGCGCGACAAGAUCGACGAGGCCAUUCUGCCUGACAUCACGGAGAGUACAAUGCGCUCCCUCGGCCUGCGUGAAGGAGACAUCAUCCGUGUCAAGAAGGCCAUCGAGCAGCAGCAGAUGCGCCGGGAUGAGGAGCUUGCACGACAGCUGCAGGCUGAGGAGAACGGAGGCAAGCCUCGGGCCAACCUCCCAACCUCUUUGUUGGAGCAAACGGCGCACUCAAGAACAACUCAAUGCGGAGAGGCCGUCCACAGGCCAGCAAGAAUUCAGCGCACGAGUUCGCCGAUGGUUGCAAGUCCCGAGAAGACGUCUUCGCCGUCGUCUGUGCAGCCGCCUGCACGAACCUCCUCGGCCGCUCCCAUCGCCAGCGGCUUCGACGACGACGCUUGGACCAACAGGCCAAGUUCGACCAAGCCAGCCCCUACGCCAACCCCGCCCGUUGUAGCGCCUGCGCCUGCAACUGCAUCUGCUCCUGCACCGCCCCCUGCACCUCCGGCGCCGCCUGCGCCAGCGCAAGGUGCUCCUUCCAUUACAACUGCAUCGCCUGCAGCACCUGCUAACCUGACUGAUCCAGCGUCGCAGCAGACGACUGGGACAGCGCUGGCUAAGACAGACGAUGAUAUCUUCGAGCAGCUCUCCCGUCUCGCUAAGCUCCGCACACAGAGUCCAGCGAUACCGCCGCCGCAGCGUGCCCCUUCUGUCCCUGUCGCCUCCCCUGUCAGUUACCAGUCGGGCUUGGGGAUGGGCUCGUCACCGGUCCCCAUGGGCCAACAUUUCCAGAACCAACAAACGGGGAUGAUGCCACCUCUCCAACAGAAUGGGCCUCGUGGGCCGCUUGCGCCUGUUCCCGCCAACCAGUCUUUGCUCCAGCCUCUCGUGCCGACUACCACGCUCUUCAAUGGGUUCGUUCCGACUCGCCCGCAAAGUGCGCAAUCACCGUUCGCGAACCCACCACAGCAAUCUCCAUUCCAAAGCCCCCCGCCGCAGCCACCGUCCUUCCUUAACACUCAACCAACUGGCUACCCGGGGGCAAACCGAUCGUUACUUCCGCAGCAGACCGGCUUCCCUGGUCAAAGCCCGAGCCCUCUGCAAGCACAACCAACCGGUUACCCCGGGAACUUUGGGAAUACUGGGUCACUUCUCUCACAGCCAACUGGGAUGCCGGGCAACAACUACUCGUCAGGACCGCUGAUGUCUCAACCCACAGGCAUGCCAAACGGAGGCUUCAGUGGUGCCAACGGCAACUUUGGCUCCGUGCCUUCAUUCCAGGCAAACGGUGGAUUCGAUGGGAUCCAGUCAAAUCCUACAGGCUUCAAUCCUGGCAUCGGCGCCUCUCCGUUCGGGAAUGGUUUCAGUUCCCCUCCGCCGCAGCCCCAAUCUAAUGCCGUGGACACAACACCUGCGAAUAUAUUUGCCAAGAUGAAGAGCGGUGCCUUCGCGAACGACAACAACUCGAGUCCGCAAGGUGCAGACAAAUACGACGCCCUCCGCCCUGCUCCAAAUUUGACUAUGCAGCCCACAGGCUGGGGAUACCAGGGGGCGAACGGCGGAUUCACAGGUGGAUACGGAUAUCAACACUGA
Molecule: messenger RNA, 3537 nt
Organism: Fomitopsis serialis
Lineage: Eukaryota; Fungi; Basidiomycota; Agaricomycetes; Polyporales; Fomitopsidaceae
Exons: 13
Coding region: 1-3537 (1178 amino acids)
Biological process (GO): actin cortical patch assembly; regulation of actin filament polymerization
Cellular component (GO): nucleus
Molecular function (GO): protein-macromolecule adaptor activity; identical protein binding; cytoskeletal protein binding
Source: RefSeq, a predicted model, not a curated record